CACAUGGACAAUGGACAUGGUCCAAAUGUUGAUCAAUUGCGACUUCUCAGAGCUGGAGAGGAACACCAACUUCAAAUUCCGCGUGGACGCAUUGGAAUUGGAUUUUGCACCAGCAUAUAACGGCACGACAUAUCAUAAACUCUUGGACACUGUUCGAAAACCGAGGCAGUUGCGCACGCACUUAGCUUAUGACUUCCUUCCGCUGCACAUGUUCCACACUAAGGCCCGGUUUAUCCACAUCACCAGAAAUCCCAAAGAUGUGCUAGUGUCGCUAUUUCAUUUUUAUCGCAGCAAUAAAGAUCUACUUGGGCAAUGGCCUGGGACGUGGGCUGAAUACUUUGAUAUGUUUCUGAACAAAGAACUCGUGUAUGGCGACUGGUUUGACCACACAAGAGGCUUUUGGGAACGUCGCCACAAUAGUCGAAUGCUGACCUUGAGAUACGAAGAGAUGCUAUCAAACCCAUGCGAGACCGUGCAAAAUCUCGCAGAGUUUCUCGAGAUACCCAAGAGUGACGAGGAUAUUGCAAAAAUCGUGGAGCUGACACAUUUUAACAUAAUUAGAGAGGAUCCAACUACAAACUUUCACCGUUCUUUUCAUCAAGAGCAUCCAUUUUGUAGAAAAGGACAAGUUGGGGACUGGAAAAAUAUUUUUAGUGCCGAGCAGUCGGAAAUAUUAGAUCGACUGUGUGCAGAAAAGAUUGAGCCAUUGGGCCUUAAGUUCAAGUUUGAAUAAUUAGACUUACAAUGCAACUACGUAAUACCAAGAAACUUUCCGUUGUCGAUGAAAUCUCUCUUUCUCUCUCUCUCUCUCUCUCUCUCUCUCUCACACACACCCAUGGGGUCAUCGUCGAGGGCACUGUUGUACUAAU
Lingula anatina is the source of this 869-nucleotide messenger RNA. RefSeq names its product sulfotransferase 1B1-like. Gene Ontology annotation, molecular function: sulfotransferase activity. The record is from RefSeq and is a predicted model, not a curated record. NCBI's taxonomy places the organism in Eukaryota, Metazoa, Brachiopoda, Lingulata, Lingulida, Lingulidae.